AUGGUGAUCAGGUAUAAUGUCGAAGAUGAUUAUCACCAUAUAAUUUAUGAUUUUUUCAUCUUGAAACACAUAAAAGUUUUAAGUGAUGCAUUAAAUUAUAUUUGUGAAACAGGACAAAAGGAAUGGUGUACAUUAGCAUAUUGGGAAUUGGGUGGUAGAGUAGGUCGUCUUUACCCUGUGGAACCUUCAACAGUAAAUGUUUUUGAUUCCCUCCAUGAUGGUGAUGGCCUUUGCUUAGCAACACUGGCUGAGAAUCAUGUUGCACCACCUGCAGUCCAAAGAACAAGAAGCAAAAUUGGCCUUGGUUUAAUGCUUAGUCAAGAAGCAGAUGGUGUGUGGGCAUACAACAGAUCUGAAAGCCCAAUCUUUGUGAAUUCACCCACUCUGGAUGACCCGGAGUCUAGAACACUACUUGUCUAUCGUGUGCCUCCAGGCUUUUGUCUGAAUAUCUUUGACCGUACCAAAAUUCUACAGCUUCCAUAUGGCAGUGGUACCACAAGAACGAGCAAUCAGGCUACAGGCUUUGCCUCUGGUCCUGUUGAUAUCAACUCCGUCCGCAUCAGCUUCGCCAAAGGCUGGGGACCCAAGUACUCAAGACAGGAAGUCACCUCUUGUCCAUGUUGGCUCGAAGUACUCCUAGCACCAUGCAGGUGAUCCCUACAACUCAUUGUGAAGGUAUACAGUCUCGUCCGUUUGCGCCUCUUCUUCCUCCUCGUCGUCCUCCAAGAGGACCGAUCUGUGAAACUGACGCAGCAACGACGAAGCUCCGUCCCAAAGGCUGCCAACGGAUACUCAUACGACGUGGAUCGCCGCCAGCAGUCUUACCAAAGUACGCCGCCAUACACCCAGGAACAGCGUCGUUUUAUUAACAGACAAAACGAGAAUCAUUUGACAAGAGCGUUUUAUAUUAUUGUGCCUACGAGCGGAGGACACACAGUUUGUACGUGGUACUCGAUUUUC
This is a messenger RNA of Eufriesea mexicana, 960 nucleotides long. Its product is annotated as Daughters against dpp. The record is from RefSeq and is a predicted model, not a curated record. NCBI's taxonomy places the organism in Eukaryota, Metazoa, Arthropoda, Insecta, Hymenoptera, Apidae. Gene Ontology annotation, cellular component: heteromeric SMAD protein complex. Gene Ontology annotation, biological process: cell differentiation; regulation of transcription by RNA polymerase II; SMAD protein signal transduction. The transcript has 4 exons. The coding region runs from base 1 to 654 and encodes 217 amino acids. Gene Ontology annotation, molecular function: transcription regulator inhibitor activity; I-SMAD binding.